Molecule: messenger RNA, 1068 nt
Organism: Lactuca sativa (garden lettuce)
Lineage: Eukaryota; Viridiplantae; Streptophyta; Magnoliopsida; Asterales; Asteraceae
Source: RefSeq, a predicted model, not a curated record
AUGAUCAAGGAUGGUGACAAGUUCGAUAUAAAAUCCUUGGGCCCUCACACAGUUGGUCUCAUCAUGCAAAAUAGAAAGGUAAAGGUUGUCUUUCAGGGUUUACAUCCCCAAGUGAAGUUUGGGGAUUUUGCUGAGAUUAACGAGUCAUCUGAGUCCCAUGGAAUGUCCGAAAAGACUUUGUUCGAGCCAACUUCUUCUGAAAGAGUUAUUUCUGAAGAUGUCAUCACAGUGUCAGAUCAAGAUGACGAUGAAGCUCAAGCCACAGUUGCUCAUGUUGCCGAGGAACACGAGCUCCAACCUGUUCACGUUCAGAGUGAUUAUAAUGAGGGAUCGGGGAACGACAAAGAAGUAUUCGAGGAUGUCGACCUCACGGGAUUCGAUAAUGAUGAUAUUCCACUGAACUUCGGCAGUAAUGAUGAAUUUAUGACUGGAGAAGAUCUUGACAACUUGCUUGAAGAUGAUGAUGAAGUUGCUCAUACGACAACAGAAACAAGGGAAAAAGAAGACGUUCUCUUAGCUGCACCUCCUGUUUCUAAUCCAUCGGCGGAAAUAGCAAAUCCUAUGGUGACGGUGUCAGGAAUUCCUCCCCUUGAUGACGUUUUACCUACAUCUACGCCAAUGGAAAGUGAUCACCACACCACACAAGACUCUCCUCCACCAACCAAAAUACACAUAAUUGUUCUGAGAUUAGCAACUCAAAGUGCCUCAACUUCUCCAACAACAACCCUAGCUAUAGUUUCAGCUGAACCAAUCACUGAACGUCCUAGUACCUUCUUUGAAACUGAGAGUCCUUCACUCUCUGAACUUCAGAAGCAGGUCGAUGCUGUGAGUCAGAAAAAUGUUGAGUUGGAUCAGAGGAAUAUUGAGCUUUACAUUAAGGUCGCAGACCUUCAAGCUGAAAACACACAACUUAGUAUUCAAAUGGCAGAACUUACUGAACAAAAUGCUGCGAAGACCAAACAGAUUACAGAUCUUCAUACUCAUUUCGUCCUUCUGACCGGCAAUUACUAUGACUUGAAGAAAAACUUGGAAGAUAAAUUUGGAGAUGAAUUCAAGUCAUCAGUUUAA